Molecule: messenger RNA, 3145 nt
Organism: Lampris incognitus (smalleye Pacific opah)
Lineage: Eukaryota; Metazoa; Chordata; Actinopteri; Lampriformes; Lampridae
Gene: rtf1
Product: RTF1 homolog, Paf1/RNA polymerase II complex component
Exons: 18
Coding region: 127-2163 (678 amino acids)
Cellular component (GO): Cdc73/Paf1 complex
Molecular function (GO): RNA polymerase II C-terminal domain phosphoserine binding; DNA binding
Source: RefSeq, a predicted model, not a curated record
GGGGCUCGGCUUUGAGCGUGCCGCCGGUUUGUGCGUACUUGCGCUCGUUUGUACCCCUCCAGCGCCCGGGCGACACACAGCAGCUAGCCAAGCCAGCCAGCCAGCCAGCUAGCGUCGCGGCGAGCCAUGGUGAACGUAAAGAAACGGAAAGGUCGCGUCGUGAUCGACUCCGACUCGGAGGACAGCGCCAGCGACGACAACUUAGACCAGGAACUUUUGUCCUUGGCAAAGAGGAAGAGGGUAGACUCGGGUGAGCAGGAAGAGCCCGUUAGUAAACCCGCUGCCUCCACAGACUCCGAAACAUCUGACAGUGACGAUGAGUGGACUGUUGGUGGCACCAAAGGCAAAAAGAAGGUUAAACAAGGGAAGGGGUCCGACAAAAAGAACACAACAAAAAAGAGGGUCAACAAAGCAGCGGCUUCUGGGAGCUCUGAUGGAGACAGUUCAGCUGAGAGCUCAGCGCCGGAGGAAGGCGAGGUGUCAGACUCGGAGAGCAACAGCUCCUCCUCCAGCUCGGACUCGGAUUCCUCCUCCGAGGACGAUGUGUUCCGGGACGGCUACGAUGACGACCUGAUGGGGGAUGAGGAGGAUCGAGCUCGGCUGGAGCAGAUGACCGAGAAGGAGCGAGAACAAGAGCUGUUCAACAGAAUUGAGAAGAGAGAGGUGCUGAAGAGACGGUUUGAAAUUAAAAAGAAGCUGAAGACCGCGAAGAAGAAGGAGAAAGAGGAGAAGAAGAAGAAGCAGGAGGAAGAGCAAGAGAAAAGAAAACAAUCUCAGGUUCAAGACACACAAGUGGUCAUGUCACAUAACAAGGAGAGACGGUCCAAACGGGAUGAAAAACUUGACAAGAAGUCCCAGGCCAUGGAAGAACUGAAGGCAGAGAGGGAGAAGAAAAAGAACAGAACAGCGGAACUGCUGGCCAAGCGUCAGCCCUUGAAAACAAGUGAGGUGUACUCUGAUGAUGAGGAAGAAGAAGAGGAGGAUGAUGACAAGUCGUCCGUAAAAAGUGACCGGAGCUCACGUUCUUCGUCAUACGAUGAAGACGAAAAAGAGGAGACCCCACCAAAGUCCCAGCCCGUGUCACUUCCAGAUGAGCUGAACCGGGUCCGCCUGUCCAGGCACAAACUGGAGCGCUGGUGCCACAUGCCCUUCUUCGCCAAGACCGUGACGGGCUGCUUUGUGAGGAUAGGGAUAGGGAACAGCAGUAGUAAACCAGUUUACAGGGUUGCUGAAAUAGUGGACGUGGUAGAGACGGCAAAAGUUUACCAGCUUGGAUCAACAAGAACAAACAAGGGCUUACAGUUAAGGCACGGUGGCGACACGCGGGUUUUUCGGCUCGAGUUUGUGUCAAAUCAGGAGUUCACAGAAAAUGAGUUCAUGAAGUGGAAAGAGGCUAUGAUAGUUGCCGGCAUGCAAGUCCCAACACUUGACGAGAUAACCAAAAAGGAGCAGUCCAUCAAAGAAGCACUGAACUACAAGUUCAACGACAAAGACAUAGAGGAUAUUGUGAAAGAGAAAGACCGGUUCCGAAAGGCGCCACCAAAUUAUGCCAUGAAGAAAACCCAGCUCCUCAAAGAUAAGGCCAUGGCAGAGGAGAGUGGGGAUGGCGAUAAGGCGAAGGUUAUCCAGGAUGAGCUGAAUGAAUUGGAGGAGAGGGCGGAAGCACUUGACAGGCAGAGGACCAAGAACAUCUCUGCUAUCAGCUAUAUUAACCAGAGGAACAGAAGUUGGAACAUUGUGGAAUCUGAAAAGGCACUUGUAGCUGAAGGACAAAAUGCAAAGAACCAACAGAUGGACCCUUUCACUCGAAGACAGUGCAAACCCACUAUGGUGUCUAACGCCAGAGACCCAUCCGUACACGCAGCUAUCCUCGCUCACUUAAAUCAGAAGUACGGCUCAGGGUCGGGGCAAGAUCCGAAUGCUUCAGAAAAGAACAAACUGGGACAACCUAGCCAGAAAGACAAAGAUGUCCCCAAGCCAACCAGUGACCUCUCGGAGGACCUUUUUAAAGUUCACGAUUUUGAUGUCAAGAUUGACCUACAGGUUCCGAAUGCAGAGGCAAAGUCUCUCUCGGUAAGCUCCAAUGCACUGCCAGUGAAGGAUGGCGCUCCACGCAGGUCCCUGAACUUGGAAGACUAUAAGAAAAGAAGGGGCCUAAUCUAAGAGGAGGAACCUGGAUCCUCAUUUAAAACCCACAUAAAACACACACAGGCAUGUUACACAUGUCUGUGUGUGUUUUACACACACACAGACAUGUGCUGUGUGUGUCUGUGCGAGAGAGAUAUGAGAAUGAUCUAGCGCAUCACAGCUGAAGUGUGUUUGAGCAGCGAUACAAGAGACUGUUUAUCCUAACACAGGAAAUACUGAUUUGAGAUGAAGACAUUUUUCUCAAAGGAUCUCUCUAGGAAAAAACUUGUGCAUAUUUUUUUUUCCAUUUUCAUGUGCAAACUCGUACAAACUCGAAUUGUAUUUUUCUUAGUUAUUUUACAUUUUUAUGUAUUUUUCUUUUCCCUCGUUUGGAUCUUCGUUUUACUCCUUUUUUGUGUCCCUCAUUUCUUAGGGCACAUGUUAACGGACUAUUACCUUGAACAAGGACUAUCUAUCUAGCAAUGUAUCUCAUAAGAUAGAUUGCUAAUUUACUUUGAGAUUACUGGACUGGACACUCAACGGAAGCUGACCAUAUUUUUAUUUUUAUUUUUGUGUCACCACCACUGAAUUACAAUCUUUGUAGAUUUUUUUUUUCCCCCCCAAAAGACAAUAUCUGUAUUUGCAGUCCAUCCCAAGUUUGCCAGUUUAUUGGUAUUUUUACAGCGCCGCGAAUGAGAAGCUCCAUCUGUAACCCAACUGCAACCUCCGGCCCUCUGUUCGAACAUGAACAGAACAAUAGGAAAUGGAAGCAGAUGGACAUUUGUCACUUUUUAUGAUUUUGAAACAAUCUGACAGGAGACAAACUUUUCUAUGGUUGAUUAAAAGUGUUGUUCUGUUUCUAUUAUCUCUAGUUUGGUUGUUUAUGAGAUGAUCUCCUCGCCCCAACUCCCAGAGCAGAUUCUAAGUGUAAUCAGUUGUGUCCAUAGUUCUUGUAUUGAUGUGGCAUGCCAUGUAAAUAUGCAUUUUGGAGUGAGAUCAGGAAAAAUAAAGAGGCACU